CGCCUAUUCCGGAGGUACGAUCCUGGAGCUAUAGAAUACAAGAGAUCCGCCUGCCACGAAUGCAAUUGCUUACCAAUUGAUCACCGUAUACAGGUCUUGAUACUUCCACCAUCCUCUGCUGGUUGAUUGAGCAGGUAGAGAAAACCAACCAACCCCGGCGCUCCCCUCCCGAGCUGUAAUAUUAACCCGAGUGACUCGACAGGGCUACACCGUCGUCUGCUUCCUCGCCAAUGUCGGCCAGGAGGAAAACUGGGAUGAGGUCCGCGCCAAGGCCAAGAAGCUUGGUGCUGAGGAGAUGGUGAUCCUCGACCUCCAGCAGGAGUUCGUUGACCAGAUCGUCUUCCGUGCCAUCCAGUGCAAUGCCAUCUAUGAGGACCGCUACCUCCUCGGCACCUCCCUCGCCCGCCCCAUCAUUGCCCGUGCCCAGGUCCGCGUUGCCGAGCAAUACAACUGCGAGUUCGUCUCCCACGGCUGCACUGGCAAGGGCAACGACCAGGUCCGCUUCGAGCUUGCCUUCAAGGCCUGCAACCCCGAGAUCAAGGUCAUUGCUCCCUGGAGACUUCCCGAGUUCUGUGCUCGCUUCCAGGGUCGUCAGGAUCUCCUAAAGUACGCCGCCGACAAGAACAUCCCCGUCUCCUCGACCCCCAAGGCCCCUUGGUCCAUGGAUGACAACCUUGAGCUCUGGACCCGCACUGUUGACCCCCAGGACGCCCCCAACACUCCCCAGGAGUUCACCAUCGUCUUUGAGAAGGGUAUCCCCGUUAAGGUCAUUGUCGAUGGCAAGGAGACCACUGGCUCUGUUGAGCUCUUCAAGCUCCUCAACAAGAUUGGUCACGACCACGGUGUUGGCCGUGUCGAUAUCGUUGAGAACCGCUUCAUCGGUCUCAAGUCCCGUGGCUGCUACGAUACUCCCGGUCUCACCAUUGCUCGCCUUGCCCAUCUUGACCUUGAGGGUCUUGUUAUGGACUCUAGGGUCCGUGAGCUCCGUGAUCAGUUCGUCACCAUCUCCUGGUCUCGUCAGCUAUACAACGGCAUGUACUUCAGCCCUGAGCGCGAGUUCGUCGAAAACUCCAUCAUCUUCUCCCAGCAAAACGUUACUGGUGAGGUCCGCAUGAUGGCCUACAAGGGUAACGCCUACGUCCUCGGCCGCAAGUCCGAUGCCAGCAACCUCUACUCCGAGGCCGAUGCCUCCAUGGACUCCCUCGAGGGCUUCUCCCCCAUGGACACCACUGGUUUCAUUGAGAUCAACGCCAUCCGCCUCAAGAAGUACGGUCUUCAGAAGAUCAAGGACGGCAAGCCCCUCACCCAGUCUUGAAUGUCGACAGGCAAGUCGGAUACAAAGAUCAUAAUCGGUGAAAAGGGACGACUGGAGGUUUCUUUGCGCACGUCGCCCCGGGCAGAUGGCCAGCCUCACUCGACACAUAAAGCUAGCCAUGUCCAAUCCGCUUCUUGCAUAUGAAGCAAUGAUAGAAGGAAUAGGCGCUUGAGAGUGGAGGAUUGCCUUGGGGCAUAAAAAUAUAUGGUACAUAUAGACAGACGGCUCAAAAUGAAAACACCUCAUCCCUGCUG
Neurospora hispaniola is the source of this 1569-nucleotide messenger RNA. RefSeq names its product argininosuccinate synthase. Gene Ontology annotation, biological process: L-arginine biosynthetic process; urea cycle. The coding region runs from base 296 to 1315 and encodes 339 amino acids. Gene Ontology annotation, cellular component: cytoplasm. NCBI's taxonomy places the organism in Eukaryota, Fungi, Ascomycota, Sordariomycetes, Sordariales, Sordariaceae. The transcript is spliced from 6 exons. Gene Ontology annotation, molecular function: argininosuccinate synthase activity; ATP binding. The record is from RefSeq and is a predicted model, not a curated record.